Momordica charantia (bitter melon) is the source of this 1487-nucleotide messenger RNA. The record is from RefSeq and is a predicted model, not a curated record. NCBI's taxonomy places the organism in Eukaryota, Viridiplantae, Streptophyta, Magnoliopsida, Cucurbitales, Cucurbitaceae.
UUACCAGCAAUCGGCAAAGAUUCUGAAAAACCCUAUCAGCGGAUCAUCGACUGUUUUUCACUGGAGAAAAUUCGAUCAGUCAUCACUGAAAAAGCUUGGAAAUGGUUGCUAAUGGAGGUUCUGCGUUGGAUAGGAAGCAGUUGGUAGCAUCAGCGCUGGCCAAACACUUCGCCUUAGAUCAUGUGACGAAAUGGAUAACAUUUUCAGAUAGCUUUCCUGUAGAUUCUAAGGCAUGCUUUGAGGUUCUUAAACAAUUAAAUGAAGAAUUAGUUCAAAAGUCUGUACUUCUGGGUAAUGGAUUGAAGCCUUCUGAAGCUGAUGUAAUUGUGUUUUCAAUACUACACGCUGCCGUGAUUGGCCUUUCGAAGGCAGAGAAGGAAAAGUUGCCACACGUUUUAAGAUGGAUAGAUUAUAUCCAGAACAAAGAGAAUUUCGAGGAGUUAUUUCAAAAGAUAUUGCUAGAGAAAUCCGAUUUUGAUCCUCCAUUGCAGGGAACCAAAGUUGUUGCUAACAAUGUGGAUGAAAAUUCAAAUGCCAAGAAGUCUUUGCAAAGCACCAAGGUUCCAGAUAAGCCUAAAGUAAACACAGACGCUAAGAAAGCUGAUGCCGGGAAAAAAGAGAAGGAAAAAAAAGAAGCUGCACCGGAAAAGAAAAAACCAGUUGAGACAGAAACAACCGAUAAAGAAAAGGAAGUUAGUGUUAGUUUGUUGAAUAUACGAGUUGGUCUUAUUCGUAAAGCAUGGAAACAUCCAUCUGCUGACAGUUUGCUGGUUGAGGAGAUAGAUGUUGGAGAGCCCAAACUGCGGCAGGUUGUCAGUGGUCUGGCAAAGUACUGUAGUCCAGAGGAGUUGACGAACCGCGGUGUUGUUCUUAUUACUAAUGUAAAACCUGGGAAGCUACGAGAUGUGAUGUCAGAGGGAUUGGUGUUAUGUGCAUCUAAUGAAGAUCACACGGUUGUUGAGCCUCUGCUUCCGCCAGAAGGAGCCAAAAUUGGUGAACAAAUUUCAUUUUCUGGGGUCGACGGAAAGCCAGAAGAUGUUCUUAACCCAAAAAAGAAACAACUGGAGAAGAUAACACCGCAUCUUUUCACCGACGACAAAGGCGUGGCAACGUUCAAAGGAAUUCCGUUCAUGACAUCUUCGGGACCGUGCACCUCAUCCAUCUCCAAGGCAAGUAUCAAAUGAUAGUAACAUGGCAACCCAGAGAAGAGAAGCUCACUGCCAGAAGGAUCCCCUAACACUGUAUGUUAUUACUUGGGCAAACCAAAGAGACUCAGUUUUGAAGAGAUGAGGCAGUGAUUCAUCAAAUACAACUUCACUAUUUCAGGUAAAUGUAUUGUUUUGGUUUUCAUGCUCUUAAAUUUGACUUCAUUUUUUUUUUUAAUUUGAAGUUAUGAUACUUAGAAGUCACAUUCAGCUAUGUUCUUAUGAUGUAAAAGGUUUUGAAUAUGUUCACCUUUUUUUUUUUCAAAAAAGUUUUGUUUCUCA